UUUUGAUUCUAAUCUCUCGCUCCCUGGACCCUCGCUCUCUCUCUAUUUCUCGCCCUCUCUCCCUAGCAGGAGGCACUCAUUUCCUUCAUAAGCCACUAUCAAGAAGUAGUCUUUUCAGCCAAAGUUUGAUAGGGGGGUGAGAGAGGGAGAGCGCUUCACUCCAUAGUUUCUGUAUUAUUUUCUCACACCACUCGCUGUUUCCUCAACAUUCACGGUUUUUUCCAAAUUUCUUUUGGAAAAUCUAUACUCUUCGUCCACAAUACUUGAAACCAAUCUGUACUUAAAACCCACGCUUUCGCUCCCAUUUCUAAUCUGAUGCAACUUGUUAUUUAGAGAGAGAGAGAGAGAGAGAGAGAGUUUUCUUAAGCCUUGAAAAAUGGCACCAAGUUUCGACUCCGCAGUUUCAAGCCUUCUUUGUGCGGAAGACAACUGCAUUUUCGAUGAAAACGAUUAUGGAACAGCGGAGGAGUUUGAGACCACGUGGCGUUAUAGGAAUCGUCGAAACCAUAGUCAAGACCGGGCCUAUGGUGACGGCGAUGGAUUACCGCUGCAGAGUGACGAGAGUUUGGCUAUGAUGGUCGGAAAGGAAUGCCAACAUUUGCCUGCUCUUGAUUACUUGAAGAGGCUGCGGAGCGGAGAUUUUGACUUGGGAGCUAGAAGAAAAGCUGUUGAUUGGAUAUUGAAGGUUCAUGCCCAUUUCAGCUUUGGACCUCUGUGUGCAUAUUUAGCUAUAAACUACUUGGAUCGUUUCCUUUCUGCUUAUGAAUUUCCUAAGAGCAAACCUUGGACAAUGCAAUUGUUGGCCGUCGCAUGUUUAUCUCUUGCUGCCAAAGUGGAGGAGACAGAAGUUCCUCUAUCUCUAGAUUUGCAGGUGGGUGAUACAAAAUUUGUGUUUGAAGCAAGAACAAUUCAAAGGAUGGAACUUUUGGUUCUGAGUACCUUGAGGUGGAGAAUGCAAGCAGUUACCCCUUUCUCAUUCAUAGACUACUUCCUUUGCAAGAUCAACGGUGAUCCAACCCCACUAAGAACAUCAAUCUUGAGAUCAAUCCAACUCAUAUUAAGCACACUUAAAGGGAUUGAUUUCUUGGAGUUCAGGCCUUCAGAGGUUGCAGCAGCGGUGGCAAUAGCUGUUGCAGAAGAAACCCAAACAAUAGACACGGAGACAGCAACUUCUCUUCUCAGUCAACAUGUAGAAAAGGAGAGAGUGGUCAAAUGUAUCAUGAUGAUCCGUGAUUUUUUAUUAAUUAAUAAUGGUUCUGUUUCAAUCACAUCUGUUCCCCAAAGCCCAAUUGGGGUGUUGGAUGCGGCAUGCUUGAGCUAUAAAAGUGAUGAGGUUACAGUUGAUUCAUGUGCAAGUUCUUCACAUAAUAGCCCGGAUGCUAAAAGGAGGAAGCUAAACAGAACCUUUGAAGUGGGGCUAUAAAGUCGUGGAAUGUGUAGAUUAUGUGGGAUUAUCACUUCAGUACCCCUGAACAAACGUGUGAUUUUGUUACCUUAGGAACUUUGGUUUGUUUAUGAAGGUGCCUCUUGAAAGAUACCCAAGGAAUACUGCCAGACAAAGAGAGGGAUUAAAAAGGAAAAGGAGGGUGGAAUAAAAUUUUGGAGGAGGCCAUACGAAGACGUGAGAAGUUGAGUCAUGGGUAGAGGAUGGAGGAUGAGGAAUGGAAUCAGUGUAUUUCAUGAUCUUAGCGUGAAGAAAGGUCGCCAGCUGUUAAUUAUUAGACAUCUUAACGGCUAGAGACUAGAGACAGUAGAGAAAUGAGACCGGUGAAAAAAAAAAAAAAAAAAA
Juglans regia (Persian walnut) is the source of this 1789-nucleotide messenger RNA. RefSeq names its product cyclin-D2-1-like. Gene Ontology annotation, molecular function: cyclin-dependent protein serine/threonine kinase regulator activity. Gene Ontology annotation, cellular component: nucleus; cyclin-dependent protein kinase holoenzyme complex; cytoplasm. The coding region runs from base 377 to 1423 and encodes 348 amino acids. NCBI's taxonomy places the organism in Eukaryota, Viridiplantae, Streptophyta, Magnoliopsida, Fagales, Juglandaceae. The transcript is spliced from 6 exons. The record is from RefSeq and is a predicted model, not a curated record. Gene Ontology annotation, biological process: mitotic cell cycle phase transition; regulation of cyclin-dependent protein serine/threonine kinase activity.